CGGCGUGAAGAAGGGAUGAGGCCGCGCACGGGGACUCCAGCGGGCCACAGCUGCGGCCUUCUUCUCACCACAGCCGGCGGCAGCCGAGCCACUGCGAACGCAACACCGCCACCGUCACAUCAGCAUCUUUGGUCAUCAGGCAGAUCCAGGAGCAUGAGCAGAACUUUGAGCUGCGGGAGCAGAUGUCUGGCUACAAGCGCAUGCGGCGGCAGCACCAGAAGCAGCUGAUCGCCCUGGAGAACAGGCUCAAGGCCGAGAUGGACGAGCACAGGCUGAGGCUGCACAAGGAGUUGGAGACGCAGGCCAACAGCACGUACGCCGAGCUGGAGCGGCUGGCCAAGCGCCACGCCGCCCAGACCGACAAAGAGAUGAAGUCGGUGGCGGCGGAGGAGAGGCGCAUCCAGCAGCAGAUCGCAGCUCAGCAGAAGAAGGAGCUGACGUCCUUCUUGGAGAGCCAGAAGAGAGAGUACCGACUCUGCAAGGACAAAAUCAAAGAGGAGAUGAGCGAAGACCCGUGCACCCCGAGAGAGGAGAAGCAAGAGCGUCUUUCGCGGCACAAGGAGACCAUUCAGCGCUCGCAGGCCGAGGAGGAAGCCAACCUGCUGGCGCAGCAGCGGCUCGUCUACGAGCGAAGCUGCCGGGCCCUCAAGCGCCGAAGUCUGCUCAGGAAGCACGACUUUGAGCAGGAGCAACUCAGAGAGGAGCUGAACAAGAAGAGGAGCCAGAAGGAGAUGGAGCACGCCCUGAUGAUCCGCCAGGACGAGGCCACCCAGGACCUGGAGCAGCGGCAUCUUCACGUGCUCCACAAGCUGCGCGUGGAGCUCAUGCGGCUGCAGCACCAGACCGAGCUGGAGAACCAGGAGGAGUACAACAGCCGCAGGCAGCACGAGCUCCUGCGCAAACACGCCUUGGAGCACAGGCAGCAGCCCAGAGACCUCAAGGCGCUGGAGCUGCAGAUCAAGAAGCAGUUCCAGGACACGUGCAAGGUUCAGAACAAGCAGUACAAAGCUCUGCGCAACCACCAGCUGGAGGUCUCGCCCAAAGCGGAGCACAAGAGUCUCCUCAAGGGGCUGAAGGAGGAGCAGACCCGCAAGCUGGCCGUGCUGGCCGAGCAGUACGAGCACUCCAUCAACCAGAUGACGGCCUCGCAAGCGAUGAGGCUGGAGGCGGAGCAAGAGGCGGAGUGCGAGGCCUUGAAGCAGCAGCUGAAGCAGGAGAUGGAGCUGCUGGACGCCUACCAGAGGAAGACCAAGUCCCAGAUGGAGAGCCAGCACCAGCGAGAGCUGCAGAAGCUGGAGCAGAAGGUCUCCAUCCGCCGGGCCCACCUGGAGCAGAAGAUGGAGGAGGAGCUUUCGGCUCUGCAGAAGGAUCGCAGCGAGAGGAUCAAAACUCUGCUGGAGCGUCAGGAGCGAGAGAUUUUGUCCUUUGACAGCGAGACUCGCAUCCUGGGCUUCGGGAGUCUGGGGUCUUUGGACUUGUUCCUCAAGGACGACAACAGAUGAAAGCGGACCAGCCGGCGGCCAUCUUUUCCUUCCUUCCUUCCUUCCUUCCUUCCUUCCUUCCUUCCUUCCUUCCUUCCUUCCUUCCUUCCCUCCUUCCUUCCUUCCUUCCUUCCUUCCUUCCUUCCUUCCUUCACGCCGGAAGCCGGGCGGAUCCGGCCACUAGCCGUCUUGGGAUUAGUCGUCCGUCCCCCUUUGUCUGGAUUUUUGGUAUCAAGUGAAUAAUUCAGGAAAUUUUUUGCUAAAAUGGGCACUUUGAUAUGUUUCAGUGGAACUCCAUGGUGUGUGCGUGUGUGUAGAGAAGGGGUGGGCAAAGUGUGGCCUGGGGGUCAACGGGGCCAAAUCUCUUCUCCAAUCGGGCCCACGGUGGGCCAAAUGACUUUUUUUUGUUUUGUUUUGGAUGGCGUCAUUGUAAAGUGCUGUUUUUCCCACCCACGGCACAAUCCAGAUCUUCUUCUGCUCUAAUGAGGCCAAUUGUCAGCCAAAAGUCCAAAUGUUACUUGCAAGCAAGAUCCACUUUUGAUUUUUGACCUCUUUGCGGUUGAAAAUCCAAACGUGAGCACAAAACCUUUGCCCACCCCACGCCCGGCCGGGACAUGCUGGAAUGUGAGCUGACGACACCCA
Messenger RNA from Syngnathus acus (greater pipefish), 2123 nucleotides. It is a transcript of the gene taok3b, whose product is annotated as TAO kinase 3b. NCBI's taxonomy places the organism in Eukaryota, Metazoa, Chordata, Actinopteri, Syngnathiformes, Syngnathidae. The record is from RefSeq and is a predicted model, not a curated record. The transcript has 7 exons. Gene Ontology annotation, biological process: execution phase of apoptosis. The coding region runs from base 183 to 1502 and encodes 439 amino acids.